AUUUAUUGUUUGCAUUAAUAUUCUUUGCUUCCGCAUGUCAAAGCGCUCUCUCUCUCUCUCUCUCACUUCUUUUGCUUCUUCGCAAACACUUUCUUCGUUUUGUUUUUCGCUUUCAUAAAACAUGUAUCUUCCUCAAACGUUGUCGUAUGAUCAGCAGGUUGGUCAAUGAAUUGGAGGAUCCAAUAGGGAGCAGUGAAGCGCGGACGAGGAGAUGAAAGAGGAGUCAUCUGGGUUGAUCAUCGGGAUCUCCAUAGGGGUGGUGAUUGGGGUGCUUUUGGCUAUUCUUGCACUGUUUUGUAUUAGGUACCAUAGGAAGCACUCGCAGAUAGGGAAUAGCAGUUCUCGGAGGGCAGCAACUAUCCCUAUCCGCGCAAACGGUGCUGACUCUUGUACUAUAUUAUCUGACUCGACUGUUGGUCCGGAGUCACCCGUGAAGUCUGGGCGUAAUGGCAUGUCCGUGUGGCUCGACGGAUUUAGGAGGAGUAAUGUGGUGUCGGCAUCUGGAAUACUCGAGUACUCUUACAAGGAUCUGCAGAAAGCAACUUGUAAUUUUACAACUUUAAUAGGGCAGGGUGCAUUUGGUCCUGUUUACAGAGCUAAGAUGUCAACUGGUGAGAUCGUUGCUGUUAAAGUGCUUGGAACUGAUUCUAAGCAAGGGGCGAAAGAGUUCCAGACAGAGGUAAUGUUAUUGGGAAGGUUGCAUCACAGAAAUCUCGUGAAUUUGAUUGGAUAUUGUGAAGAAAAGGGCCAGCAUAUGCUGAUAUACGUCUAUAUGAGCAAAGGCAGCUUAGCAUCUCAUCUGUACAGUGAAAAGCAUGAACCAUUGGGCUGGGACUUAAGGGUUGAUAUAGCUUUAGAUGUUGCGAGAGGCUUGGAGUAUCUUCAUGAUGGGGCAGUUCCUCCUGUAAUACAUCGAGAUAUUAAAUCUUCCAAUAUUCUGUUGGAUCAAUCCAUGAGAGCCAGAGUUGCUGAUUUUGGGCUUUCUAGAGAAGAGAUGGUGGACAGACAUGCAGUCAAUAUACAGGGUACUUUUGGGUAUCUUGAUCCCGAGUAUAUAUCUACAAAGACUUUCACCAAGAAAAGUGACGUUUACAGCUUUGGAGUCUUGCUCUUUGAACUUAUAGCUGGCAGAAAUCCUCAACAGGGUCUUAUGGAAUAUGUUGAACUCGCAGCAAUGAAUACUGAGGGGAAAGUUGGGUGGGAGGAAAUCGCAGAUUCCCGUCUUGAAGGGAAAUUCGAUGUGGAAGAGCUCAAUGAAGUGGCUGCUCUCGCAUACAAAUGCGUCAACAGCAUCCCAAGAAAGCGGCCUUCCAUGAGGGACAUUGUGCAAGUGCUGUCGCGGAUCCUUAAGUCAAGACACAAUAAGAAGCAUCACAACAAGUCCCUAUCUUCCAUCCCAGAUGAAGUUUCAAUUGAUGUUGACCAUCCAGAGACCAAGACUCCAAUCUCUGAACACCAAAGAGAGGAAUCUAUGGAUAGCACAGCUGACACCUUUGAAGUAUAGAUGAUGGUUUUUCCAUUUGUUCAUUUGUUUUUUUCCUUGGUUUUUUGGUUUUGCCUUUUAGCUUUAUGUGCAGUCUGAAAGGAGUCAAAACUUAAAAGGCUAGCAGAUCUGUUGUAGUUCUGUUUUCUGCUUGAGUGACUUAGGAUUCAGAAUUUCAGAUCAUGUUCCUUGUAAUUUUGUGCAACAUAGUUCAAUCUUUUGUCUCUCUGUUUUUUUUUUUUUCUUUUUUUCUUGACAUGUCCUUAGGUCUGUAAAUUGAAUACUUCAGAAAUGAAAAUGAAGGAAAAUCAACAUUUUCUGUAAA
Molecule: messenger RNA, 1808 nt
Organism: Alnus glutinosa
Lineage: Eukaryota; Viridiplantae; Streptophyta; Magnoliopsida; Fagales; Betulaceae
Product: calcium/calmodulin-regulated receptor-like kinase 1
Exons: 8
Coding region: 212-1504 (430 amino acids)
Biological process (GO): protein phosphorylation
Molecular function (GO): protein kinase activity; ATP binding
Source: RefSeq, a predicted model, not a curated record